Messenger RNA from Scomber japonicus (chub mackerel), 2805 nucleotides. It is a transcript of the gene mcm10, whose product is annotated as minichromosome maintenance 10 replication initiation factor. Gene Ontology annotation, molecular function: DNA replication origin binding; single-stranded DNA binding. The transcript has 17 exons. The record is from RefSeq and is a predicted model, not a curated record. NCBI's taxonomy places the organism in Eukaryota, Metazoa, Chordata, Actinopteri, Scombriformes, Scombridae. Bases 25 to 2754 code for a protein of 909 amino acids. Gene Ontology annotation, cellular component: replication fork protection complex; nucleus. Gene Ontology annotation, biological process: DNA replication; DNA replication initiation.
UGCCUCACUGUUUACAUCUCUAAAAUGGACAGUGAAGAUGAUUUGGACAUUUUGACAUCCCUGCUGGCUGAGAGCGAGGACGUCGGAGAGGAACAGGACGGUCAGCAGCAGGCAGACGACUUGGACGACCUGUUUGACAAUGAUGAAGAGGAAGAAUACAAAGAGGAAGCCGAGGAGGAAGAACAAGAUGUGGGGAAGACAGAAGACGAAUUGUUGGAGCUUUUUGGGGACGUAGACGACAUUGAAAAUGAAGAAAGAGACGCUCAAGAAAAAGAAAGCGGAGGAGAAGCCUGUGAGAGUUUGAACAAGUCCAAGGAAGAUUUACAAGAGGAGUUGAAGCGGAUGCAGGAGCAGAUGCAGCGGUUGCAGCAGCAGCUGGAGGCGAGCCAGAAAGUUCCCACCUCAUCUUCUACAGUCAGAACCGCAGGGAGCUCUACUGGUCCCAAACCAGCGACCCCAAAACCAACACCUUCCCAAAAGCCACUCUCCAAAAAGACUCCAGCUAAACCAGCUGCUACUGUACAGAAGACAAAGACACAAGCAGCAUCUUCAUCCACUCCAGUCAGAGGAGGCAGCGUGAAGCUCCAGGAGUCCUCUGAUUUCUCUGCUCAGCUGAGCUUCGCUGACUCCUUCAAAUCUAAAUCCAGAGUGGCUCACCAACCCAAACCCAGCACAUCACCAGAAGACAGAGGACCACUGGUGGAGAUAAAGCUAGGCAGCUCCUUCCAGCCAGUAGAGAGCACCAGCAAGGUCACCAGUCCUCCUCUGCGUUCCCCUCCAGCAGCUCAGAGCAGACCAGCUGCAUCAGCAGGACAACCUAAACCUUCCCCUCUUCCUCCUCUUCCUAAAGACGUAGCUGUUGAGAAAUACUCCGGGCUGAGGCUCAGAAAACCGAGAGUUUCCUCCUGCGAGAUGGACCGCAAGAUGGCCGACCGGCGCAUGAUCCGUCUGUCGCAGGUGCCGGAGCGUUUGACUCGGGAGAAGCUGGAGGACGUCGACUGGGUGACGUUCGCCGUGCUGGUGAACAAGGCCACGCCUCAAAGUAACAGCAGCGGUAAAACCUUCAGCAUCUGGAAGCUGAACGACCUCCAUAACCUGGAAGUGUACGUAUCGCUCCUUCUGUUCGGGGAAGUCCACAAAGAGCACUGGAAGACGGAGCCCGGCACAGUCAUCGGACUCCUCAACCCGAACCCCAUGAAACAGAAAGAUGGAUAUGACGGGGUCAGCCUGACGGUGGAUCACCCACAGAAGGUGCUGGUGUUGGGUGAAGCUCAGGACUUCAGCACCUGCAAGGCCAUGAAGAAGAACGGGGAUCCCUGCUCUCAGAUCGUAAACAUGUUCGAGUGCCAGUUCUGCCAGUAUCACAUCAAAGCCCAGUAUAAGAAGAUGAGCUCCCAGAGGGCCGAGCUGCAGUCGACGUACUCCGGAAAAGCUCCCAACAAAGUGAAGGGGAAGGGCGGCGCCGGAGCCGGUCUGAGGGGGCGCCUGUGUCAGGACGGCUUCUACUACGGAGGCGUGUCAUCAGCUGCCUGCGCCGCAUCACUAACGGCAGCCAAACCGAACAAACCCACACAGAAGACUCUGGAUAAGCUUUUUGUCAAAGGCUCAGCUCAGCAUGUCAAUCAGGCCAAGAAGCUGGUCAUGCAGUCCGGAGACGUUUCAGGUUGUUCAAAUGAAUUCAAGAGCUUGUUGACGAUGCCAACACCUGGUGCUCUGCAGCUCAAGAGACACCUGGCUCAGGAUAAGCAAACAGUCCCCAAAGAUGUGUCUGGAGCUCCGGUUCAGUCCAUCUCAGCGUCAGACCUGCUGAAGCAGCAGAAGCAGAGGCAGCGGGAGCUUCUGGAGAGCCGUAGGAAGAGAGCGGGGGAGAUCCAGAGGAAAACGCUGCAGAGCUCAGCCGGGUCGUCGUCAUCGUCCGUAUCGGGCCGAGAGGGUCUGAUGUCCCCGAAAGCCGCCUCCGAGGUCCCCAAGGCCACCCAAAGCCCCGCAGCUCCCCACGCUCCCACCCUGGGCCGAGGCUUCUCAGAGGGUGAAGACAUCCUGUUCUUUGACAACAGCCCGCCUUCAGCACCCGCCCGCAGCGCUCUCAGCCUAUCAGCUGCCAAGCUGUCUGCUCUGAAGAAGCUGAGAGCCAAAGGGGCGGGGCUUCAAAAAGAAGACCCCAACGCAGUGAAGAGGAAGAGGAGUAACGAGAAUGAGAUCAUCACCCGGGUGGAGAAGAAUCUGACCUCACCAAACGGAGAAUCAUCCAGUAAUGAGGAGGAGGAGCCGGCUCAGAAGAAGAAGCGAGAUCAGCUCCGAUACAUCCAGUCGGAGGAGUUUCAGAAGAUCCUCAACGCCAAAUCUCGCCAUGGAGUUGUCCUACAGGCGGCGGAGUACCAGAUGCAGGAGCGCUACUUUGCUGUUCUGGUGAAGAAGGAGCAGAUGGAGGAUAAGAUGAGGGACAUCAGAGAGAUGAAGUGUCGUGCUGUCUCCUGUAAAAAGUGUGGUUACACUUACUUUAAGCCGGCGGAUCGCUGCGUGGAGGAGAAUCACAGCCUGCACUGGCACGACGCCAUGAAGCGUUUCUUUAAAUGUCCGUGUGGACAGAGAGCCAUCGCUCUGGACAGACUACCAAACAAACACUGCAGUAACUGUGGUCUGUUUAAAUGGGAGCGUGAUGGAAUGCUUAAGGAGAAAAGAGGACCCAAGAUCGGAGGAGAGCUGCUGCUGACUCGAGGAGAGGAGCACGGCAAGUUCCUCAACAGCAAAUAAAAGCACCUUGAUGAUGCCUCCAUCAGUCACAGCUGCACACUGCUGGUCGUG